UAAUUUAAAUUUAAAUUUAUUAUAUUGUUCGAACAGUUUAACAGUUAUGUAAAAUUAAUUAUUUAGGUUUUUAGCGACUGGUGAUUCGUUUCAAACUAUAUCAUUCAGUUAUCGGCUGGGGCAUUCGACUGUUCAUUACAUUGUUAAAGAAGUAUGCAAAGCUAUAGUAGACGAAUUGUUAGCUGAAGUGAUGCCGCAACCAAAGGAAAAAGAUUGGGAAAAAAUUGCUGACGACUUCUGGAAAAUGUGGAACUUUCCUAAUUGCUUAGGAGCAUUAGAUGGGAAACACGUGGAAAUUUUUGCUCCUCCGAACAGUGGUUCCCAAUAUUUCAAUUAUAAGAAAACUUUUUCUAUUAAUUUGUUAGCUUUGGUUGACGCAAAUUAUAAAUUCAUUGCUGUAGAUGUAGGAUCCUACGGUAAGAAUAGUGAUGGUGGAAUAUUUGCCAAUUCAAAUUUAGGAAAAGCGUUGGAACAAAAUAAACUACAUGUUCCAAAAGAUAAAAAUCUUCCCGGAACUCAAUGUCCAGUGCCAUAUGUCAUUGUGGCGGAUGAGGCAUUUCCCCUAAAAACCUAUCUAUUAAGACCUUAUCCUGGUUCUGUAAUUAAUGGUGAUAUACAGAAACAAGUAUUCAAUUAUAGAUUGUCAAGAGCUAGGCGCAUAUCCGAAAACGCAUUCGGAAACUUGGUGCAAAAAUUUCGAAUCUUUUUUAGAAACCCACCAGAAUGUGAACCUAAUUGGGGACGUAUACAUAGACAAGGAGGAAAUGCCCUCACUACUGCUUUUAAUGUGCGUGAAACCUAUAAAACUUUUUUUAACUCUGAAAAUGGAUCAUUACCAUGGCAGAGAGAUAAGUUUAUGUAA
This is a messenger RNA of Myzus persicae (green peach aphid), 862 nucleotides long. RefSeq names its product protein ALP1-like. The transcript has 2 exons. NCBI's taxonomy places the organism in Eukaryota, Metazoa, Arthropoda, Insecta, Hemiptera, Aphididae. The record is from RefSeq and is a predicted model, not a curated record. Bases 191 to 862 code for a protein of 223 amino acids.